Molecule: messenger RNA, 777 nt
Organism: Cinclus cinclus
Lineage: Eukaryota; Metazoa; Chordata; Aves; Passeriformes; Cinclidae
Gene: MYF5
Product: myogenic factor 5
Exons: 3
Coding region: 1-777 (258 amino acids)
Biological process (GO): muscle organ development; positive regulation of myoblast differentiation; regulation of transcription by RNA polymerase II
Molecular function (GO): RNA polymerase II cis-regulatory region sequence-specific DNA binding; protein dimerization activity; DNA-binding transcription factor activity, RNA polymerase II-specific
Source: RefSeq, a predicted model, not a curated record
AUGGAGGUGAUGGACAGCUGCAAGUUCUCCCCGUCCGAGCUCUUCUACGACAGCUCCUGCCUCUCCUCUCCGGAGGGCGAGUUCCCCGAGGAUUUUGAGCCCAGGGAUCUGCCUCCUUUCAGCGCCCACGGGCCCCCCGAAUCCGCCUGCUCCGAGGAAGAGGAGCAUGUCCGAGCUCCCACUGGCCACCACCAAGCUGGUCACUGCCUCAUGUGGGCUUGCAAAGCCUGUAAAAGAAAAUCCACCACAAUGGACCGGCGGAAGGCAGCCACCAUGAGGGAGAGGAGGAGGCUGAAGAAAGUGAACCAGGCUUUUGAGACCCUGAAGAGAUGCACCACUGCCAAUCCCAACCAAAGACUACCCAAAGUAGAGAUCCUAAGAAACGCUAUCAGAUACAUCGAGAGCCUCCAGGAGCUCUUAAGGGAACAGGUAGAAAACUACUAUCACCUGCCGGGACAGAGUUGCUCCGAACCGACCAGCCCCACUUCCAGCUGCUCCGAUGGGAUGGCCGACUGCGGCAGCCCCGUUUGGACGGCGAGAGGCAGCAGCUUCGACGCCGUCUACUGCGCCGAGAUGGCCCACGGCUACGCCGCCGAUCAGAGCAGCGCCCUGUCCAGCCUGGACUGCCUCUCCAGCAUCGUGGACCGUCUCUCCCCGGCGGAGGAACCAGGGCUGUCCCUCCGCAACGCCGACUCCCUCUCGCCCAGCGCCAGCAUCGACUCGGGGCCGGAGACGCCCGGGACGCCGCUGCCCCGACGGACCUACCAGGCGCUAUGA